AUGGUGCGCACAUGUUUUGACUCGAAAGUGCUGAGCUCCUCUCCUUCCUCCUCCGCAUCCAGCUCAGACGAAUCGGCUUCUCCCUCUAAAAAGGGAUAUUCCAUAGUCGGGGGCCCCUCUCUUGACGGCCACCAGGAGCAACGUGAUGCCCCGAAGAUUCGGCCAAUGACUACAGAUGAUUUCGUCUUAUUGGAUCGUUUGGAAAGGCGAGUUGACGUACAAAGCUUCGCGACUGUCUUGAAGGCGUAUUUGAUUGUGCGGACUCGCUUGGCUGCGAAGAGGGCGGACAGGGAGUUUAAGAGACGCAGGACGAAGGGUAGGAAUGCGUCCGCAGGGGCCGAAGGGUCCACCAUGAAGGGCCCUUUGAUGUCUCCAAAGAAGGUGAGCAGCAGAGUGGCUCUUCUUAGCAGUUAUAAGCCAGAUGCCUAUGACGCAGAAGAGCAGAGGCAAGGAGAUGAAAAGCAACUCGCGAGAGGUGCCAGUUUCUUUCGUCGCCUGUGGUCUUUCAAGAAGAGCGACAGAGAAGAAGAGGCGAGGCCAACCACUGUCCUGACGACCACGUCAAACAGCAGCAGCACAUCACCCAGAGCGGCUGCGCGAGCCCACGUUAGCUAUCCAAAGAACAUAACGGCGUGGGAGACGGAGUCGAGUCUGCUUGAGCAGCGUUUGUCGUUUUUAGGAUGCCGCACAGUAACAUCCGUAGGGGACGGCAACUGCCAGUUCCGUUCGUGUUCAUUCUCUCUAUUUGGGAAGGAGGACGAACAUCGGCAUGUGAGGCGUAUGGCUGUCGCACAAAUGCGAAAAUGCCGCAAAGAUUAUGAAGUCUUUUUUGAUGGCGCCCCAUUGUUUGAUAGGUAUUUGAGAGAUAUGGAGCGAAGCGGCACAUGGGGAGACGAACUGUCUCUCCGUGCAGUGGCCGAUGCGUUUUGCUGCACCAUACACCUGAUAACAUCAACCCCAACGAGCUGGUACCUCCGCUACGACCCUGAGCGAGACGGAGCAAAGGUCAGCCCACAAAGACACAUUUUCCUCACAUAUAUUUCGCCCAUACACUACAAUGCCUUCUACCUAAAGGAAAGCGUAGGCACGCCAAGUAAGCCGGGAUAG
Messenger RNA from Eimeria tenella, 1107 nucleotides. Its product is annotated as OTU-like cysteine protease domain-containing protein, putative. Gene Ontology annotation, biological process: protein deubiquitination. The coding region runs from base 1 to 1107 and encodes 368 amino acids. The record is from RefSeq and is a predicted model, not a curated record. NCBI's taxonomy places the organism in Eukaryota, Apicomplexa, Conoidasida, Eucoccidiorida, Eimeriidae. The transcript has a single exon. Gene Ontology annotation, molecular function: cysteine-type deubiquitinase activity.